UACGCGGCUUGUCCUCUAUACUCAAAAGUCUCAACCUUUUCUCCACUGCAAAGCUAAACCACACUCUCACUUUCUCUCCCCCCACAAAAUUCCAAAACCCCUCCUCCACUACCUCUCUCCCAGACCCAAAUGGCGGACGACGAAGCCGGAGGCGAGGAGUACUUGUUCAAGGUGGUCCUCAUCGGCGACUCCGCCGUCGGCAAGUCCAACCUGCUGUCUCGGUUCGCUAGGAACGAGUUCGAUCAAAACUCCAAGGCCACAAUUGGGGUCGAGUUUCAGACCCAGGCUGUGGAAAUCGACGGCAAAGAGGUCAAGGCCCAGAUCUGGGACACGGCGGGGCAAGAGCGCUUCCGGGCUGUGACGUCUGCUUACUACAGAGGCGCGGUGGGCGCGCUUGUGGUGUAUGAUAUCAGUAGGAAGACUACUUUUGAGAGUGUGGAGCGCUGGCUUAAUGAGCUUACCAUGCAUUGUGAUACUGCGGUGGCAAAGAUGUUGGUAGGGAAUAAGUGUGAUUUGGAGGAUAUUAGAGAUGUGUCCAUUGAAGACGGUAAGAGCCUUGCAGAAGAAAAGGGACUAUUCUUCAUGGAGACUUCUGCACUUGAUGCUACUAAUGUUCAAGAGGCCUUUGAGGUUGUUAUCCGGGAGAUUUACAACAAUGUCAGCAGGAAAGUCCUAAAUUCUGAUUCUUACAAGGCUGAGCUGUCUGUUAACCGAGUAACCCUGGUGAAAAAUGGGGCAGAUUCGACGAAAUAUCGGUGUUGUAGCGGAUGAUCUCUAGUCCUUCAGUUUUACAUUUGUCUUUACAAUGUUCUCUUUUUCCCAUCCCUAAAGGAGAAAAGGAAAUGUUAUUGCUUGAUUGUUUGGCAGGUGAUUACUAGGGUUAUUGAUGACUCUGGUGGUCAUUAAUCUGUCGUUGGGGAUUAGCUAUCAAUAAGACUAUUUUUCAUAGUGUUCAUAA
Molecule: messenger RNA, 958 nt
Organism: Rosa rugosa (rugosa rose)
Lineage: Eukaryota; Viridiplantae; Streptophyta; Magnoliopsida; Rosales; Rosaceae
Product: ras-related protein RABA5b
Exons: 2
Coding region: 130-771 (213 amino acids)
Cellular component (GO): endosome
Molecular function (GO): GTPase activity; GTP binding
Source: RefSeq, a predicted model, not a curated record